GGUUCGUGGUUAUUGAUGUUUUCGUUUCUCGUUGAUCGAUCGCGAACGAGGAAUACAACCUGGUCGGCGCGCCGCGUCAAACAAGAAUAGUGGGUACGUAAUGCUGGCGGGGAGGGAUGUGGUGAAAUCGUGGGGAUGGGACAAGAACGUCGCCGUGAAGCUGGAGCUUCUCUUGUUCUUCCGUACAUACGCAGUAGAAUCGCCAAGCCCAGAUCACUGACGACGGCUCACGGCAGACAACGUACUGUAGUGAAGGCUGGAGCUUCUGAAGCGGAUCCAUUCUCCACUCAAUUGCCUGCCGCAAAAGCGACGCUCACCCAUCGGCUUGCCCCUUUUCAUUCGGGAGGGUUGCUUUGUUUACUUUUAUCCGCUUUGGGGUGUCAAUGCAGCCCUCAACUAUCUUCGGUUGCUGCUUGGAUGAUUGCCAUUAUCAUCGUAUGGUCUACCAUCAGAAAUGUAGCGCUUUCUCUUCCUGGCGCUUCUCGUCGCUGAUUUGCGGCAGUCUCAAAGAGCUCUAUGGAAAUUCGGUGGAAGCUUAUACGUAUAGCAGGGCCAAGAUGCAGAUGUCAACGUCCACUUUGGCUUAAUUGACU
Molecule: messenger RNA, 593 nt
Organism: Neurospora hispaniola
Lineage: Eukaryota; Fungi; Ascomycota; Sordariomycetes; Sordariales; Sordariaceae
Exons: 1
Coding region: 136-492 (118 amino acids)
Source: RefSeq, a predicted model, not a curated record